This is a messenger RNA of Closterium sp. NIES-65, 492 nucleotides long. The record is from the annotation of a GenBank genome assembly. Lineage: Eukaryota; Viridiplantae; Streptophyta; Zygnematophyceae; Desmidiales; Closteriaceae.
AUGUUAUCUCCACAACCCACUUUCCUAAUCUCACAGGUGAGAUUGUUCGGCCCGGCAGUCUUUGAGUCAAAGAAGCUUCAGGUGGUGUUCAUGGGAGCAGAGGAGGAGCAACAUCCAGCACACGCGCCACUGCCCCGGAUGUACACUUUCACCCACUCGGACGUCACUGCUGGGCUCACCCUCGCCAUUGCGCACGAAUUCAACAAAUCUCAGUUCAUGGGCUGGUACUCUCGGCUGCAGAGGGACGAGGUGCUUGCAGUGUGGCGCCAGCACUGCAGCUUAGCAGACUUCCGUUCGCCCUACUUGAGGGACCCUUGGCAAGAGACUGGAGCAGAGAAGACACAAUCUCAACUCAGCUACGGGGCACAAAGAGUGGCCGAAGCUAUUGGUAUAGCAGCUGAGAAGGAGCAUCAGUGGCCGGUUGAAGAGAUAAGAGUGGCUAUGGCAGGCUUCGAAAUCCCUCCACCUCCAUAUGAGGGUGAUAGCAACUAA